This is a messenger RNA of Phytophthora infestans T30-4, 1635 nucleotides long. RefSeq lists its product as uncharacterized. The transcript is spliced from 9 exons. The record is from RefSeq and is a predicted model, not a curated record. Bases 1 to 1635 code for a protein of 544 amino acids. Gene Ontology annotation, molecular function: DNA binding. NCBI's taxonomy places the organism in Eukaryota, Oomycota, Peronosporomycetes, Peronosporales, Peronosporaceae.
AUGUUGAGAGACUCGGCCACUUUACUGUGGCGCACCAAUUGCUCCAGCGUGGUACUGGAUCUCACACGAGAGUAUUAUCUGCAGUUCCAACAUGGGUACAAUACAAUCGAUAAGGACCGGAGCGCCGUGAUUGACCGAUAUAUGGCUAGCGUGUUCCGACCGGACAUCGUUUGUCGAGACUUCCAAGGUAUUCGAGCCUUUAUGGGCCAGUGGGAAAAGUACACGAAGUUAGACCAAGGGCUCGAGAUCAAAAUGCAGACGAUGCGUAUCGUGGAUAGCGCUGAUGAUCCGAAGAGUUCCGUGACGGUGCACGCUAGCGCAGAGAUGACAGUAAUUUUCACGGAAGAUACAGUCAAGGUCUUGUAUCCUGGAUUAUUUGAUAGGUCGCUGCACAAUCUUCAAGACCGUGAGAUUGUUGAUCAUCUUGUAGGCAGUAGCGGCUUAACUCCCGUGGAGCUCGUUCUGAAUUUCGACCAGCAAGGCCACGUAUUCUCUUUCGAAUCGCCGGGUACCGUGAGAAAGAAGGAAACGCGUGCGCCAUUCUUGCUUCAUUUACCCAACGCCUUCGAGACAACAUACAACAUAACGGAGCGGGACCCAUUUCUGGACUUACCUACCAAGCUAACCCCAGCGAGGUCCAUUGCGUCAAUAAUGGAGACGCGUCCCGUGUUCACCGCUCAACGCGACUAUACAUCAAGGGUCGUCGUCCCUCUAACCGGGAAACGCAGAACACCCGACGGCUUCCAGACGGCAUUCGAGUCCAAAAGACCUGCUUUUGACUUCCCCCAGCAACGCCCAGCAUCUCCAGUUUCGAGUAAAAGGAAGCAACGUAAACCUCCAAACUAUCUUCGACACGGAGACCGAUGUAGCAUUAUCAAGAGAGUAGCUGACGGGGAGCCACAGGCAUCUUUGGCGCGAGAAUUUGGUGUCACACGUGCUGCGGUGUGUCAAAUGUACAAGAACCGAGCGGAGAUCCUCUCUCGAGACAAUGAACCCGAGCAGCUAUCUCCAUAUCCUACUGCACCACCGCAGGCGUCUAUAACCCAAGGCACUCCAACUGCCAUCAACCGAUCGAAAGUGAAGGGUAUUCGUCCCAGCAGUACCAAUAGAACCGGCGCGUCGGUGCUGCCAGCGCUCACGUCUCGGUCGAAAAGGGUAGAGGGGCUGCUAAGAAGGUUGCAAGAUGAAAGGACCAAUCCAGUCGACUCCAGACGAGCUGCUGCUCGCCUGACUUUAUUGAUCCUCACGGCUCGACAGGUCAAAUCCACGUCAAGCCAGAACAUGCUGGUAGCCACAGGAAUUGGCAGCUGGAAUAUCUGGAUGUUCCAGAUAAUAUCACUGACUUCGACGGUAGAGGGGCUGCUAAGAAGGUUGCAAGAUGAAAGGACCAAUCCAGUCGACUCCAGACGAGCUGCUGCUCGCCUGACUUUAUUGAUCCUCACGGCUCGACAGGUCAAAUCCACGUCAAGCCAGAACAUGCUGGUAGCCACAGGAAUUGGCAGCUGGAAUAUCUGGAUGUUCCAGAUAAUAUCACUGACUUCGACGUGCUACUAUUCUCGACCUCGGCAAACGGCGGCGCGGAAUGCAAGGCGAUUGAGAGAAUUGGCGUACUGGAAUCCAGGAUCUCUCUGGUGA